This is a messenger RNA of Lachancea thermotolerans CBS 6340, 834 nucleotides long. RefSeq names its product proteasome core particle subunit alpha 7 (gene PRE10). Gene Ontology annotation, cellular component: proteasome core complex; proteasome core complex, alpha-subunit complex; nucleus. The record is from RefSeq and is a predicted model, not a curated record. Gene Ontology annotation, biological process: ubiquitin-dependent protein catabolic process. Lineage: Eukaryota; Fungi; Ascomycota; Saccharomycetes; Saccharomycetales; Saccharomycetaceae. The transcript is spliced from 2 exons. Bases 1 to 834 code for a protein of 277 amino acids.
AUGACAUCGAUCGGUACUGGAUAUGAUCUUUCUAAUAGUGUUUUCUCACCUGAUGGCAGGAACUUUCAGGUAGAGUAUGCAGUCAAAGCCGCUGAGAACGGGGCAACGUCUGUCGGAAUGAAGUUUAAAGAUGGUAUUGUUCUCGCUGUCGAAAAAUUAGUAACCUCAAAGCUGCUGGUGCCAGGAAAGAACAAAAAAAUACAAACUAUAGAUCGUCAUGUUGGCUGCGCAUACUCAGGGUUAAUGCCAGAUGGUAGACAUCUGGUAAACAGAGGCCGCGAGGAGGCUUCGAGUUUCAAGAAGACAUACGCUACUCCAAUCCCUCUCCCCGCUUUGGCUGACAGAUUAGGACAGUAUGUGCAGGCACACACGCUCUACAAUAGUGUGAGGCCCUUCGGGAUCACAGCCAUUGUUGGCGGAGUGGACGACGAUGGCGCACAUCUUUAUAUGCUCGAGCCUAGCGGCACAUACUGGGGAUAUAAAGGCGCGGCUACUGGUAAAGGCAGACAAUCAGCGAAAGCCGAACUGGAGAAAGUGAUUAGCAACAAACCUGAGCUUGAUGCGAGAGAAGCAGUAAAAGAGGCCGCAAGGAUAAUUUAUCUAGCUCAUGAGGAUAACAAAGAAAAGGACUUCGAGCUAGAAAUGAGUUGGUGUUCGAUCUCAGAGACUAAUGGUUUACAUAAGGCGGUACCAAAAGAUUUGCUCGACGAAGCCAUUGCGUUUGCCAAGGCCGAGAACGGCGACGACUCCGAUAGCGACGAUUCUAGUGACGAGAGCGAAAACGAGAAAGACAACGAAAAGAAGGACGCUGAGGGUGACGUUCAACUCGAGUAA